AAUUACAAGGAAACCCCAUGGAAAUUAUCUAAUCUUUCAAGACAAGUAACACCUAAUCCAAUAUUUAUUUAUAUCUCCAUCCAACAUUCUUCUAUUCAACUCUUUCUUUAGCUUUACAUCACUAAAAACUUCUCAACCCCCACCGCCACCGGAAGACCAAAAAUGUCCGUCAGACAAAGGCCUACAGCCUCCUCCCAGCAGCCUUCCACCUCCGUUGCAGAAGCCUCAACAAGCUCAGGCUCAAACGCCAUCGCAAACAACGAGCCCGAAACCCCGAAAUCGCCUUCAAGACCACUUUCUCUAUCCCAACGAGCAAUCUCUCAAACCCUAACCACCACAGCUAAUUUAGCCAACCUUCUCCCCACAGGCACCCUACUCGCCUUUCAGCUUCUCACACCGAUUUUCACCAACAAUGGCGCGUGUGACAACGCCACACGCCCGAUGACGCUCUUCCUCCUCCUCCUCCUCGCCGCCUCCUGCUUCCUCGCGUCCUUCACAGACAGCGUCAAGUCAUCGGACGGGCAAGUCUACUAUGGACUCGCCACGUCCAAAGGGCUGUUCUUGUUCGAUUAUCCAGAUCCUUCAGGAUCGGGGCUCCCGGAUUUGAGCAAGUAUAAAUUCAGGUUCAUUGAUGGAGUUCAUGCAGUUUUGUCCGUGCUUGUUUUCGGCGCCUUCGCUUUGAGGGACAAGAAUGUGUUGAGCUGCUUUUUUCCGACGCCGGGGCGUGAAAUUCAGGAGGUUUUGAACAUUCUUCCGAUGGGAGUCGGGUUGAUUUGCGGCUUGUUGUUCGUGGUUUUCCCCACCAGGAGACAUGGAAUUGGGUAUCCGAUCACGGCAGACAAAUAAUUAAUUAAUUUUCCAUUAAUUAGUUGUUUAAUUUCUUCAAUUCUUUUUGAGUUGUGAUUAUUGUUAAUUAAUUAACCUCCUUGAUUAUUAGAUGGGAGAAGACUUUGUAAUUAAGAAAAUUAAUUAAUCGUUUGUUUUGGCAACGUUUUUAGGUUUAAAAAAAGCAUUUCAUCUUUUUAGAAAGCAUAUACGCUUGGUUCUCUGGCCGAGUGUAUAUACACUAAAACCCCUCUAUAGUGAAACUCUAUAUAAGAAUAAACUCUAAAUAGUUAUGAAAAA
Pistacia vera is the source of this 1125-nucleotide messenger RNA. Its product is annotated as protein DMP3-like. The transcript has a single exon. Gene Ontology annotation, biological process: endomembrane system organization. NCBI's taxonomy places the organism in Eukaryota, Viridiplantae, Streptophyta, Magnoliopsida, Sapindales, Anacardiaceae. The coding region runs from base 163 to 846 and encodes 227 amino acids. The record is from RefSeq and is a predicted model, not a curated record.